Messenger RNA from Sphaeramia orbicularis (orbiculate cardinalfish), 2497 nucleotides. It is a transcript of the gene ankzf1, whose product is annotated as ankyrin repeat and zinc finger peptidyl tRNA hydrolase 1. Bases 89 to 2269 code for a protein of 726 amino acids. Gene Ontology annotation, biological process: ERAD pathway. The record is from RefSeq and is a predicted model, not a curated record. The transcript has 16 exons. NCBI's taxonomy places the organism in Eukaryota, Metazoa, Chordata, Actinopteri, Kurtiformes, Apogonidae. Gene Ontology annotation, molecular function: protein binding.
CGUAGUUAUGAGGAAGCCCUGGGUAAUGACAGUCUGAUACGUUAGUGCAGAUCAGCCUUUUAUGGUUUUGAGAUAAAUACUUAUCAGAAUGACGACUUGUGCUGCUCAGCGGUCAGUGUUUGACUUCAGUCCCAAUGAAGAGUCUGUAUGUGGGCUCAGAGAAGUCAGCUCCGUCCUGAAACAGACUGAUCCAGCCCCAGAGGGGUUGGAGAGUAAAAACCAGGAUGACAGACAACGAGACGUGAGCCUGGUGAGAGAGGUGUCAGACAAGAUGACAUGUUCAGCCUGCAAGUGUUCCUUUACUAAUCGUGAGGAACAGAUGGAGCACUACAAGCUUGAUUGGCAUCGUUUCAACUUGAGACAGAAGGUGGCAGGUUUGUCCUCGGUCACAGUGGAGGAGUUUGAGAAGAAGACUGGAGCUGGAGAUAUGUCAAGUAUCUCAGGCUCAGAGUCCGACUCCAAGGACGAAGACUCAGAUAGUGACUAUGGAGGAACAAGCAGUAACGUCACCGGCACAGAUAAUGAAAGCUCAGCUGAAACCACUUUAAUCACUGGCCGUCUGUCUAGCAAGGUGGUUUUCCAGAAUGCUGCUGGACAGUAUCUAUCAGUAUACCGCUGCAUUCUCCAGGGGAAGUCAGAUGAUGAGCAAGAUUUGGGGUCCGCCUUGAAGUCUAUAAGUAAGAAGACAGUGUGGGUCAUCCUCAUGACAGGUGGAGGCCACUUUGCCGGCGCUGUAUUUCAGGGAAAAGACGUUAUUCAGCACAAGACAUUUCACCGAUACACUGUGCGAGCAAAGCGAGGGACUGCUCAAGGACUCAGAGAUUCUCAGAACCGCAGUCACGCCCCCAAAUCUGCAGGAGCUGCACUGAGGCGGCACAAUGAAGCAGCACUAGUCAAGGACAUUCAGGAUCUUCUAGAAAGCUGGGCUGAACACUUGAAAGGGGCCUCUGCAAUAUUUGUGCGAGCUCCGAGCUACAAUAAAACCAUAUUUUUUGGUGGUCGUGCAGCUCCUCUUGACAAAAAAGAUCCCAGGAUACGCAGCCUUCCAUUUGCUACGCGGAGGGCAACUUUCCGAGAGGUGCAGAGGGUGCAUGAUGUACUUUCCAGCGUUCAUGUUUAUGGGAAUGACACAGAUGUUGCUGCCAUCUUCAGUCCAUCCAAGAAAACGUGGAAAAAAGCUGUCAAACCUACACUACAAAUCAACUUGGAUCAAGAAAAAGAAAAUAAUCAUGAAAGCACAGAUGAGGUGGAGGAUGGUGAAGAAAUCCAGCUGGAGACAGUGGAAAUGACACUAGUGACCCUGGAUCUCAGGGACUCUGAAAUCUGUCCCUCCAAACGUAAAAGGCGAAAGAGGAGAAAGAAGGAGGACACCAAAAUCCAAAAUGAGGACGUGAGUAAUACAGAAACAGACGCUAAAGAGACACCAGAAGCUCCACCAGCAGAAGACACAUUUCAAGAAACGCAAUCAAAGACCAAGAAGAAGAAGAGAGCACAGGCUAAGCAACAACUGGAAGAAAUUGUUGAUGAAUCAUGGGAGUACGGCCUGAGAGACGCACUCUUUACAGUAUGCAAAAUUGGGGAUGUGGAAGGUCUACAAAGACUUCUCCAUCUACCUGGAGAGAAGACAGAAACUGCAGAGGAAAGUGACAUUUCUGAGGUCCAAAGUCCUCUGGUGCUUCUAAAUAAGCCUAUAGACACAUCAGGGUUUACUCUGCUACAUGUUGCAUCUGCAGCUGCACAGAAGGCAACCAUCAAGAUGCUUCUGGAUGCAGGAGCAGACCCCGCCUGCAGGGAUAACAAAGGGCAAACCCCAUAUAUCGUCGCCCCUGAUAAAGACACGAGGAAUGUCUUUCGCAAAUACAUGGGCGAGAAUCCCGACAAGUAUGACUACAUUAAGGCCCAGGUUCCUGGGCCACUUACAGCGGAGAUUGAAUCUAACAAAGCAGAGAAGAAAAAGGCACAAAAGGCUCAAAGAAAACAGCGAGAAAAAGAGCAAAAGGAGGAGAAGAAGAAACAUGAGUUGGAGGCGGAGGAAAAGAAGAGGUUCGCAGCACUUACGGAUCGUGAAAAGAGAGCUUUGGCAGCAGAGCGGAGGUUAGCAGAGCAGGCAGCUGCAACAGGAGUCAGCCUCUCUAAUGUCAAGAGGUGCUGGAUGUGUGGGGAGUCUCUGCUGGGGAAAAUUCCAUUUCAGUACCUGGAUUAUUCAUUCUGCACCCCUCGCUGUGUCCAGCAACACCGAAAAGCAAAUGCUCCUCCAGCCAAAGCCUAAGACAUACAGACAGUUAAAAGUCAGGGGGAAUCUACCUCAUAGCACAUUAAAUACUGUGUCUUACCAAUCUGCUCUCAGAGCCACAUUUCAAAGGUAUUUUUUAUUAUGGCAGAUGAUUUGAGACACCACCUUAGUGUCUAAAAUUAAAUAAACAGAAUGUUAACUGGAUGCAAAUGUAGUAAAAGAAACAUUUGUUCACAAUGUUUAAAAUUAUUUAAAGCUAAAAAA